This is a messenger RNA of Nymphalis io (European peacock), 826 nucleotides long. RefSeq lists its product as uncharacterized. Bases 223 to 705 code for a protein of 160 amino acids. Lineage: Eukaryota; Metazoa; Arthropoda; Insecta; Lepidoptera; Nymphalidae. The transcript is spliced from 4 exons. The record is from RefSeq and is a predicted model, not a curated record.
AAAAAAUUAAAUUUUUUUAUGUAACAUUCUAAAAUUAAUUAGACUUGUCAGGUGCACGUUUUCAAUGUUAUAAAAAUAUCUUCAAAACCAUAUUCAAAAUGUCCGCUUAAUUCUACUUUUUAUACGGACUGAUAAAAAAAAAUAAAUAUGGACACUGAAUAAACUCGCACAUCAAUCAAUGUCAGGCAAUUGAUAAAAAUAAUUUUCAAUAAAGAAAUAAGGAUGGACAACUUCGACAAAGAACUAGAAGAACUAAGCCUAACAGAAACAAAUUCAUCCUCGUCAUCAAGUCCUGAAAUAUUGGAAGCAAACCAACCAUUUGUAUUAGAACUCCAUGAUAUAAUAAGAGACGAACCGAGAACCGAAACUGUAAAACCAGUGGGUAAAAUUAAGAAGAAGAAGAAAAAGAGAAGUCCACAAGAUACCGACACAAUAGACACAUCCUCUUCCAGUGUCCUCUCUGAUUCGCUUCCAAGAUUAACCGACACUGUUGAAAGAGAUAAAUUCUAUGAUGCUGACGAAAGUUACCAUCAGUUGACAGAUGGUAUCAGUACGGACGCUACGAGCGUGCUACCAUUGGCACCGGCUACAUCCAAACAUAGCCAAGAUCGAACACUACUUACAAAGCAAUCUCAAACGCAGCGCUCCACGGGUUCUCUUCGGAAAUCGUUAUCAACGCUCAUAAAACCCUCAUUACCACCAUAACGGGUAAGCGAAGAAGAUAACUACAAAAUGAAAUACAAGAUCGGUUUUCAGAAAAUAUGAAUAAAACGUUCACGAAGUACAUAGCUUAGCAGAAUAAUAUCAAUAACCGUUUUUAUACAAU